AUGCUUAAGUUUCAAGAACGCGCCACUCCGGAGGAACUCAAGAUCGCCGCGUCUAUAGAACGCAAACGGCAAAUCGAAGAGGCGAGGAAGCUGCGCAUCUUUAACCCUUGCGUUAGAAAAAUUGGGAUAGACAAGGCGUUCCUGGAUAAGCAAGUCGAGGAGAAGCAGCGGCAGCGCGAGUGGGAACGAGCGAAAGAAUGUCAAUUGGACGAGGCUCUCGUUCGCAGCAGCGAACACGCCGCGCAUUUGGAGAGACAGCAGGAGGAGGAAAGACGAAGGAUAAACAAGGAGGUCGAGUUCUACCGACGGGUGCAUCAGCGUGCGGAGAACCGGCAGGAUUACGACCUGUACGACCCUGAGACGUUGAGGAGAUCGCUUCCACCGCGCGUGGACGACGACAACGGCUUGGGAGCAGCGUCCGCUCAGAAGUUCGAGGGCGAGGAUCGCAAUUUUCACGAGCGAUUGAAGGCGCAGAGGGAGCAGACGCGCUGGUGGCUGCAGAGGCAGAAGGAGGAGCGCGAGGCGGCCGAGGCAGCGCGGCGAGACGCCGAGGAUACCUAUCAGGAAGCCGUCCACUCCAGGAACGAGCGCGCGACGACGCUGGCGCGGAUGGAGGAGGAAUGCCGGCGAAGGCUGAACGAAGCCACGGCGACGUUUAAUCGCGCUCUGGCCGAGGAGCAGCAGAAUCGCCGUCACUGCGAAGCCGUUCAAGACGAGGAGGACAAGAAAGCGGAAAUCUAUAAUCACGUGACUGGAGAUUUCCUCACCGAGGCUAAGGAGCAAGCCGAGAGCAUCCGUGGACCAUGCCGGCCGUUGAUGGACCGAUACAAGGGCAUGACUGCGGACGAGUUGAAGGUCUUCAGGGAUGCUCAGCUGCUGCAAAUGGAAGAGAUCCGUAAAAUCAAACUGGAAGAGAAACGCAUCAAAGAGGAUUGGGAUCGUUUAAUGGAGUCACAUCUUCAAACCGCAUACUCAUACGAUCGUGAAUUAAAUCAAAGAAAAUCAGAGCUCAACAAGAAAAUCGCGGAGGAGAAUUUGCGGCUUGCCGAGCAACAGAAGCAACAUCAAGAAUACCUGAACCGUGUCAUUUACAAGAAUCAACCGACCGCUGCUUUCUACGAGCAAUUUAACAAAGGAACACGUUGAAUGCAAUCGCAGUUUUCACAUGCAAUGCAUAUCUUUUAAAAGAUGAAAAUUUGAUGUAAAUUCUAAGUAAAUAAGAAAUAAUUUUAUAAACUUAA
Monomorium pharaonis (pharaoh ant) is the source of this 1241-nucleotide messenger RNA. Its product is annotated as RIB43A-like with coiled-coils protein 2. Bases 1 to 1146 code for a protein of 381 amino acids. NCBI's taxonomy places the organism in Eukaryota, Metazoa, Arthropoda, Insecta, Hymenoptera, Formicidae. The transcript has 7 exons. The record is from RefSeq and is a predicted model, not a curated record.